Messenger RNA from Mustela erminea (ermine), 8109 nucleotides. It is a transcript of the gene ATPSCKMT, whose product is annotated as ATP synthase c subunit lysine N-methyltransferase. The transcript is spliced from 5 exons. Gene Ontology annotation, molecular function: protein-lysine N-methyltransferase activity. Lineage: Eukaryota; Metazoa; Chordata; Mammalia; Carnivora; Mustelidae. Gene Ontology annotation, biological process: regulation of mitochondrial ATP synthesis coupled proton transport; peptidyl-lysine trimethylation; positive regulation of proton-transporting ATP synthase activity, rotational mechanism. Bases 53 to 709 code for a protein of 218 amino acids. Gene Ontology annotation, cellular component: mitochondrion. The record is from RefSeq and is a predicted model, not a curated record.
CCGCCUCCGUCUCCGUCUCCGCCCCCCUCCCGGACACGCAGGAAGUCUCGCGAUGGAGGGAGGAGGCGGUGCACCCCCAGCAGUCCUUGAAGAAAACGAGUCACGAUGCGUCCCAGCUGCAAGUCGCGGAGCCGACGGUUCAAAGAGAAGCAGUUGGGGGUUCUUAUUUACCGGGAUUGUGGGCGGGACGCUGGUGGCCGUGUACGCUGUGGCCACGCCAUUUCUAACACCAGCCCUCCGAAAAAUUUGUCUGCCUUUUGUACCUGCAACUACGAAGCAGAUUGAAAAUGUUGUGAAAAUGUUGCAUUGCAGAACAGGAUCCCUGGUCGACAUUGGCAGUGGUGACGGGCGUAUUGUGAUAGCAGCUGCAAAAGCAGGAUUCAGAGCCGUUGGUUAUGAAUUAAACCCAUGGCUGGUUUGGUACUCCAGAUACCGUGCUUGGAGAGAAGGGGUGCAGGACUCCGCCCAGUUUUAUAUUUCAGACUUAUGGAAGGUUACUUUCUCGCAGUACUCGAACGUCAUUGUUUUCGGAGUGCCUCAGAUGAUGCCGCAGCUGGAGGAGAAACUUGCGCUGGAGCUUAAGGAUGACGCCAGAGUCAUUGCCUGCCGGUUCCCUUUCCCUCGCUGGACCCCAGACCACGUCACCGGGGAGGGCGUGGACACCGUGUGGGCCUACGACGUGAGCACCAUGAGAGGCAAGAGGCCCUGAAGACCCGUGCGUUUCCAGUCGAUCCUGGAGAUGGAGACGUUAUUGAGCGCGAUUUUCCGAGUGUUGGUGGUCUUUGAUUUUACAGAGACUUCCAGCUGUGUCUUCAGCAAAGAGUGUAUUUUUUCUCCAGUAUGGAAUGAAAAACUAUUACUUUCCUUAACUUCUGCCAAACAAACAGAAGUUGGAACAGCAGGUAGAUUUAAAGUCCAUUUUCAUGCUCUACUUAAAAAAGUGGCCUUCUUCCCUUCCAGGCACUCGGACGUAUGAAAACGUGGAUGAGUGGCUAUCGCAUUUAUGUGCAGGAAUGUGUGAACAGCCCUUCCCAUUAUAAAAAAUAUGACUUAAUGCCAUAGAUGAAAAGAAACACUUUUUUAAAGAGGGUGUAUGUGUGAGCAUAUUUGCAGUUUCCUCUAAGUUGAUUCAUACUUAAGAUUUAUGGAUUUAUGUCUUUCUUUUCUGUACUUCGUGGUAAAACUAAUUUUGUAGAGGACGUAGGCCCUCAUAUUUUAUAACAUUUACUAGGAAUAGUUUGUUCCAAGGCUAGUGGAUUACUGUAUUUUAUUGAGUCGGAGAUGUGUACGUGUGUGUGCACGUGUGUGUGGAGACACACAUUUGAAUGUUUCUGAAACGGUGCUGUACCUUCCAGUCAAUGGUGUUUUAUGUCUGUAACGGGCAGUGUCAUCCGUCAUGAUACAGUCGGACACCUGCCGGCAUGGGUGGGUCUCAGUUUUGAGGAGAUGGGCUCAGAGAAGCUCAUGGCAGAGGGGAGUCAUUGGUAGGAACAUGAUAGUAAAAUAAGCAGGUGCGAGCUUGGGGCUCAGCCAGCCCUGGGAGCACAUCCCUGCCUGGCCAGCAGCAGGAGGCCCUGGACCGCUGGCUUGCCCUUGUGGGGCCAAGGACCCACUGGGAUAAUGAAACACUGAAGGGGACUUUUUUGGGUAAACUUAUGACACAAAGUUUUUGGUCUAUAAGUGGUGUUCAUUAUUUUAGAUAUUAAAGGCAAGCUUAUUCACAGAAGUUAGGGGUUAUUUCUGCUAGUCACUUCUUGACUUUCUGAAAGCCGCCAUUUAUGUAAUAUUUCUCAUUUAUGAGAAGAGACUUGACUGAUUAGAUAAAACAGUGAAGGAAAACCUUUGAAUGUGGGUAGACAAGCUUCAUGUAUCUGACGUUCGUAUUAAGUGGUGGCUCGAAGUAUCCCUGUGCGUCACGGGAAAGAACGGAGCUCCCGAUCGCACACACCUGCGACCUAAGUUCCAAACCGGCUGCAUGGAGGUUUGCGAAAGUGAGGAAGUGAGAGCGUUUUUCACUGAACUAAAACUGAUCCGCUUGAUAAUCGCCAUUUAGAUGAGCAGCGACCCAGCCACUCACUCAUUCCUUUAGCAAAUAUUUACCAAGUGUCUGCCGUGUAAUGAGCUUUUCCGACUCAGCGGUGAGUAGACCUUCGAGGCCUCUGAUCUUACGGCCUGUGUGUUCCAGAAGAGUGAGACCGGCAGGUACGGGAGUGAAUGUUAGUGUGUGUGACGUUCUCUGAAAGAAGUCAGCGGUGUGGCUGUUCUGGGCACGUGUCAGGGUUUCGGCUGCUGCGGUCCACCCCUUCUCAGCAACCCCCGGUUUCUUUCUGAGGAAGGAAUUCUGCCCGGUGGUGUGCAGGGUGGUCUGUACCUAUCCUCCCUGUCACUGCCGUCAGCCCUGUGACCGGCUGGGCGCACCUGGAGAGGGACCCACCAGAGCUCCCUGCCCGGCAGGUGUAAUGCGCGGAGGCCGGGUUCCGUGGAGCCCUGGGUGUAUUCGGUAAGUUUCUAGACACGCUCCUGGCCACUAGCUGGAGGCAUCAGGUGGUUCUGCAAAGGCACAUGCAACUUGCUCUUCUUGGUUUCUCCAUUAGUUCCCAAGAAUGAGAUGAUGGCCGGGCCUGCAACCUCAGAAUGAAGUGGACCGUUUCACGGAAGUGUUGAGGUUCAUGGAGUUUGUAAGGUCUUUAACUGAUUUUUUUCAGCUGUGCCUCGAAGUGACCAAUAAGAAUGUUCUCCUGGGGGUCAUCAUGGCCUCUCUGGCUGGUUUCAACGAUCGGUUGCUAGGGGGACGAUGUUGAUUCAGCCGGCACACGACACGAAGCGGGGAGCGGGAGCUCCUCUUUCUGAUGUCAAAAGUGGGACUCAGAAUGUCUGGCAGACUGAAAUCAGGCGGAAGUGCUGCCUUGAUGAAAUGGGAAGUUCAGACAAACAACCAGACAAGAACAGAAGUGAGCUGAGUGGUGCCGUCACCCGACAGGAGCCACGUGACCAGUCCCGGACGUCCCGUCGGCGUUUGGCUGUGUGGCCUGAGCACACCCCCGUCUGCAUCUUUCUCUACGGGCUCGGCCUCGGUUGCAGGCCCUGCCCUCCCGGGUGUCCAAGGUGGACUUGGUCAGACCCCCUGCCGGUUCCGACAUCCGGGCCCCCGGGGGCGCUGAGCCCCGCCGAGAGGCUGCGCACCCAGGUGUGCACGGCCGAAGAGCCACACUCUUGCAGGUACACGUGUUCCCUGCUGCCGAGCGACGGCGGACGCCGUGACAAGCCACAGCCGAGCAGGACAGGAAAAGUGCAAGAUUCCUGAUGUUUCCGCCGCGCAGCUAAUACCAUGGCUCUGCCCACGUACCUGCCCUGAUGGGCCGGGGCCGGGAAGGGGUGCUGUGAAGGGGUCCCGUGAGGGCACGGACGGGCUCAGUGCCGGCGUCUUCGGAGCUGGCACCGUGAGCCGUGUUUCCUCGGCUGCCCACAGUCUGAGGGUUCCUCCUCGGCCCCGGGCUCCCAGGUGUGCAGGUCUCCACCCGCGGCCCUGUCCUGGCUGAAGGUGUGUGGGCGCCGCUGGCUCCGAUCCCGUGGCCAUGUCCCCUCUUCCUGGGUGACAGCACCUGGUGCUUCCGCUGUCAGGCACUGGUGUGUUCGGGGACUGUGGGCCCGGCCAGUUGUCCGGCCCCAUCCCCUGGGCGUCAGGGCAGCCGGUGGGCCGUGGGCAUGUGAUCGAUCCACGUCAGGCCAGUGAGGUCCAAAGGGCCGUCUGUUGGGAGCUUUGGGAAAGGUUUCGUUGUCACAGAAGGAGGUGCUUGAAGAGUGAGUGUCCCUGCUGUCCUCGGGCAGGAACACUGGCCAUCAUGGCCCUUCUGCAGCCGCGGCGGAGAGGGACAGUAGGAGCCGGGAGGCUGGUGGAGCAGAAAGACAGACAGACUCGAGGUCCUUGAUGAGUCUGACCUGACCCGGAGCCUCUGACUUUGGGACAUCUCAGGUGAGGUGACAAACCCAUGUUGUUGCUGUCCCACUGGUGUGGUGGUGCUUCUGCCCUGUGGUGGCCUGGCUGGGACAGGAGGCUCUGAGGCUCAGGUGGGGUGAGGGAGCCCGGCCAUGUGGAACGCGGGCAUCGGACGGCGCUACAGGAGAACGACUCGCUGGCAAGGUCAGAAGCAUGACUCGCGAGGGUCCGGGAGCUCCUAUUGGGGGAGGCUGCACUCCCAGACGGGUGUUUGGGCCAUUGGACCAAGUCAAGGGGGCUCUGAACGUGGACCCUGCCUUCCCCAGCAGCAGGAGUCGUAGGUGGGUUUCCUGUUCUUGGGGACAUGGACAGGGACAAGUCCCAGCAGAGCCCAGCCACAGCCCUGCUCCCAUAGUUUUGUGGGGGGGAAAGAUGAUUCCUCAGGAUUAGAAUUAAUAAAAGCAAGGGAGGAAAACACUCAGACUGCUCCCUGGGGGGGGGGGCAGCUGAGGCGGGGAGCCACAAUGAUGCGGGCUGGCCUUUGUGUCCUUAGGUUGGAAUCCUGACCCUCUGUGUGAUCACAUGAGGCGGCCUUGGAGAGGGGCUUAGCUCCUGAGGGGGGAGCGCUCCCGAAUGGGAUCAGUGCCCUUAUUAGGCGACCUCAGAGAGCUCCGUCCCCCCGCCGUGUGAGUAGGGGGCAGGCAGCUGUGAACCGGAGGGGCUUCCCACCAGACACCGCAUGUGCUGGAGCCGUGAUCUGAGACUUCUUAGCCUCCACCGCUGGGGGAAGAGCUACUUGUUUAAGCCCCCAGGCCACGGGGUUCUGUGACAGGGUCCGAGCUGGUCAUCUAGAUAGAGCCCACCCAGCACUGUCAGACUUGUCCCGCUUUAGCCAUCUUUUCCUGGGCCCACACGAGGUAUGGAGGUUGAAGGGAGCCAAGCUUCAGGGCAAUUCUCCCCAGUGCCAUCUGGGAAGAGCGGGAAACCAUCCCCUGGAUGUAAUGGUCAGGGCUGGUUGGCUGGGUGGGCUCCAUGUGGAUGGCCGUCGGGGGUGUGCCGGGCACCGUCAUGGGGGCGGGGGGAGGCUUCCCCGGGAGGGGUCUCUCCUGUGCCUCCCCGCUGACACGCUUUCCGCACAGUUUGUCCCUAAAUCAACGUGGACUCUGAAAAAACUAGAGCCAGAGGAACAGGAGCUGCUGUGUCGACCAGCAGACGCGAAUUCUCGGUGGUGAUGAGUCUGGAGAACUGUCCUACCAGGCACAGCUCGGGAGGUUGUGACUGUUGCCCUGUGAUGAGAGGAAGCUGGAGGAGACAGGACAGACGCUUCCCGGCGCGGGAAGGCUUGCCAGGCAGAAGAGAGGAAAGGUGACCAUGAACGUGAUGGCUACGUACCGGAAGUCUCGUGUGCAGGAAUACCCCGUGCUCGUCCUGAGCGGGGAGGUGCCGUCUACUGGCUUUUUUCAUUCUCAACCACAGGGACCUGUGGGCAGCUCGCUCGGUCCUGACCAGACACAGGAGCCCAGAGUCUCACUCUAUGCUCGGUUGCUUCCCUGCGUGGCUCUGAGGAGAGGCCUGGCUCUUUGUGUGCUGCGGGAGGGCUGAAGCUCAGUGGGAAGUGGGGUUUGGAUAAAGUCGUUGGAAGUUAGAAUGCGUUGCCUCUCGAUGUAGGGUCUUUGUGGUCACUGGGGCUGCCGCCGCAGAGGGCCGGACAGCCACAUGGUGGAGAUGUUGUAGCAAGGAUCCCAUCAGCCGGCAGGUGCGGAGUCUAGAAAGGACCUGAAGUGAUCACGAGUUUUCCAGCCUCAGUGGGUCUGCCAGACCCUUUGAGCAGAACCCAGUGGCUCUGGGAAGCAUCAGCGCGGUGUGAGCAGUGAGGGCAUUUCACACAACUCCGGGGCGCUUAGCCUCUCCCAGCAGGAGGCCACGGGCUGCUUUUUACUCUGAUGUAGGAGACAAAAGCAGCUGAAAUCUUGAAAUCUCAGGGAAGCUGAUGGAUGGCAGUAAGCUUUAUCAGAGCUCCAGCCGAGAAGUGGUAAUACUGAGAAGAAGGUUGGACUCUCUUGGACCCCAGAGGACUUAGCUGAAGUUGUGCUCCCCACGUUCGGAUGAGAACCAGGAGACUGUUCUUGAAUCCGCUGGGAGAAACACAUCCUGAACGGCACCUCGUCCCCCUCGAAGGGACACUGUCUCCCCCAUCACCGUGUCUGGUCUGACAAGGACCCAGAGCUUGCCGAUCCUUCUCCGGAUGAUUGGGGCAGAGUCUGGCAUCAGAGCCAGAGGCUGUAGAGAUGAGGUGAGCCCUGUGGAUUCAUAAGUGGGGGACAGAAAGAUUGGGGACGUCCCAGUGGAAGUUAAGGUCUUGAAGUUGAGGCCAGAGAAGUUUGGAGGGCUGUGAGAGAUGACAGUAACGGGUUUCUCUCCGGCGGAGGGGCUCAGUCCCAGUGAGCGGACCACAGUCCUGUGGAGUAGGACCUGCCGCAGGCCUGCCCUCCGCCACCCCAGAGGGCCCAAGAAUGGGGGCAGGAGCAGAGCCAGACUGUGGCCGGCGGAGCCCUCGCGGUCCCGAACAUCUCAGCCCCCGUCAGAGGAUUCAGUGGAGUGUCACGUUCUCUGAACAACUCCGCUGAUGAGGUUAUUUUAUGACGAGUGAAAAUCCCAUUUGUCAUGAUGGAUAUUAGACACUAGGAACUUAUUAUCCCCAAAGAUGGGGCAGGCCAUAUAUUUAAGUAGAAAAAUGGAUACUUACAUAAAUGUAGGGAAAUCUCCCUUCUAAGUAACACAAUGAAGUUUCCACGCUCAAAUAGAAAACUGGAGUCUUCUGGGAUCCUCUCAGGUAGAGUGAAGUGUUCCUGUAAUAGUGACACAUUACGGCUACAUUGGAAUUGUCACACUGGUGGCCCAAUGGACUGAUGCAAAUUGAACAUGAACAAAAAAACCAUAAAACUUUCAUAGGUGAGGGAAAUUCUUUCUUAUUGUUUCUAAUUUAAUAUGAUGGUGAGAAUAUUACCUGAGAACGACUGAUAAAACAAUAGCUCCUUGAUCACAAGGCUUAACUCAAGGAUGGAAAAGAGGCAUCAAGUGCAUUUUCUUCUCCGGAAUAUUGUAGGGUGAAGAAUUGGGCAACGAAAUUACUGUUGAUGAGAAUGAAUCCAAACGGCAGGAAAAUCCGCAAGACCCUGUGAGUGUCCCAGACUUGGUGGAUACGUUCGAGGGGUGAGGUCUUGCGGGGUUUGCCGGGAAGAUAGCUGGGCAGUGUCGUUCAUGGGGAACGUGACAGCGACAGAGGCAGCAUGUCACAAAGCAUUAGGUACGUGCUGGUGCACGUGGCGAACAGUUCGCGUAUUUGGGAGGCAGCGGGAGUUCUGCCCUUCCAGUGAUGGUCCCUUCUUCCUGCCCCCUGACAUUUACGUGUCCCGGGCACCCACGCUUUAUCCUUUAUCCCGUCACCUCUGCUAUGUGUCCACUGCUCUUUAAGAAUUACGUUACAUAGUCCCAUUUUCAAGGGCGUUUGCAUUUUGUUAAGGAGCGCUAUGGUAUGAAUUUGAAUUUUCAGUGAGAGUAAAAGAUGGAUUUGUAAUCCAACACUUACUCUCAGGGCCCUGCUCUGGCCCCAGCCCAAACCACCCAGCCGGCAUAUCCGAACAGCUCAGAAAGGCAGACCGUGGUCACCGCAAGUUUCUCUUGACCGGAACGUGUUAAUUAGGAAUGGAAAUUCAUAGCCCGGAAGCUAGUAUAGCAAGGCUAGCUCUCCAAGCGCUGAUUGUCAUAGGUCUUGUAGAUGCAUUAUUCUAAAUUCUCCUCCUAACUGCGGUGUAGGUAUGACAUUUCUCAGUGGGGGAAACUGAGGCAUUUAGAGGGUAAUUGCUUUGUUAAGGCCCCUGCACUCAUUAGCAAGGAGUGGAGCUGGUAUUGGUAUUCAAACCCAGUGUGACUUUACCCCCCCGCCACCCCCCCCCCCGCCCCCACCUCUGUCACUCUGGCCAGGGUGUGGGGAAGGCUCUGCUGCUCCAAUUUCAAUCCUGUCUACCCAGUAGCUCAGAUAUUAGCAACAUUUGAAUAACUCUGAGGCUUGGGUCUCCUCUCUCUUUGAAUCAAAAUAAAUCUUUGUUUUUGGAGGGACAGGGUGGUCCUUGGGUUAGAAGCAUAAGCCAGGGAAAAGGGUAGAGCAGCCA